GCGCCCGACACCACCAUGUCCUUGUUGGUGUCCCGGCUCGGCCGGGCCGCGGCCGCGCGGGGCUGGGCGAGGAGCUCCGGGCUGGGCAGCGCCGCGCUGAGCUCCGUCCGGCCCGGGGUGAGUGCGCUGGGCUCCGUCCUGCUGGGGGCAAGAAUCCACACGAGCCCUGAGCAGAGCCUGCAGUAUGGGUGGCUGGCCUAUAUGUUGGGAGAAAGGGCCAGCAAGAAGUUCACAGAGCACAGCAAAGUCUUCACAGUGGAGGGCAAUCUGUCCUCUGGGAAGGGCAAACUGGCCCAGCAAAUAGCAGAAAAACUGGGAAUGAAGCACUUCCCUGAGGCAGACAUCCACUACCAGGACAGGAUCUCAGGGGAUGGGCAGCUGCUGCCUGAGAAGUUCAAUGGUUUCUGUAACCUGGAGAAGUUCUACACAGACCCCAGGUCUCCCGAUGGGCACUCAUACCGCUUGCAGUCCUGGAUCUUUGGGAGCCGUGUCCUGCAGUAUGCCGACGCAUUGGAGCACCUGCUCAGCACAGGUCAAGGUGUGGUGCUGGAGCGCUCUCCCUACAGCGACUUUGUGUUCCUGGAUGCCAUGUUAAAGCAGGGAUAUGUCCACAGGAGAUGCCUCGAUCACUACAAAGAGAUCAAGGAGAUCAGCAUUUCUGAGUUGCUGCCACCUCACCUGGUCAUUUAUGUAGAUGUGCCUGUCCCAGAGGUGCAGAAGAGGAUUCAAGAGAAAGGCAAGCCAUAUGAGAAAAAGGUGUCUCCUUCCUAUCUCCAGAGCAUUGAGGAUGCUUACAAGAGGACCUUCCUACCAGAGAUCAGUGAGAGCAGUGAAGUUCUGCAGUACUCAGCAACUGCAGCUGAGGACGUGGAGAAGGUAAUUGAAGACAUCGAGUACCUGAAGUUUGACAAGGGGCCAUGGGUGGAGCAAGAUGAUGUUUCUUUCCAUCACUUGAGACUUUAUGUGCAGGACAAGUCUGCAGUGCUGGAUUCUGUGUCCGUCCCGAGCUUCGUCCCCGAGAUCACCAUUGGCGGCUCCCAGUACGACAAGAUCUACUACGAGUACCGAGCGCUCCCUGGGCGCAAGUACAGGCCCGGCUACAACGCUGACGCUGGGGACAAGUGGAUCUGGCUGAAAUGAAAUCUGUUCCUGCUAGAACCCUGGCAAGGAUGGACCAUGGGACCUCAGGGAAGAGGAACCACGUUCAGUGCACCUGUUCCACUUGUAUGUCACUUGUAUGGCACCAAGGAAACGCUGCUUAAUUCAUUUUCCAUCCCCAGCAGAGGGGAGUAGACUCCCAGAAGGAAAACCAUUCUUCAUUGUUUUUCCCUGAGAAACUCAGGGGUGUUGGAUGGUCAGUGUGGGAUAGCCAAGUGAGCUGGGGCAGACUCAACAUCAGAGCUGAACUUUCUCUUCCUCAAGACUGUGGCCUAUUAUUAUCCAGGGUUAUUGUUGUACUGCUGAUUCAAGAGAAAUUAAACCUGUACCCUCUUGGCUCUCACAAAGUUAA
Messenger RNA from Catharus ustulatus (Swainson's thrush), 1510 nucleotides. It is a transcript of the gene NDUFA10, whose product is annotated as NADH:ubiquinone oxidoreductase subunit A10. The record is from RefSeq and is a predicted model, not a curated record. NCBI's taxonomy places the organism in Eukaryota, Metazoa, Chordata, Aves, Passeriformes, Turdidae. Gene Ontology annotation, biological process: mitochondrial electron transport, NADH to ubiquinone. Gene Ontology annotation, cellular component: cytoplasm. The coding region runs from base 16 to 1140 and encodes 374 amino acids. The transcript has 10 exons.